Molecule: messenger RNA, 858 nt
Organism: Closterium sp. NIES-65
Lineage: Eukaryota; Viridiplantae; Streptophyta; Zygnematophyceae; Desmidiales; Closteriaceae
Source: the annotation of a GenBank genome assembly
AUGGGAUCGGCUCCCGUGUCGGCCACGCUCCAUCCGUCCGUACUCUUCAGCAUCUGCGACUCGUUCAUUCGCCGCAACGAGGACACGCAGCGCGUCAUCGGAUCGCUCCUAGGAGUCGUGCAUCCCGACGGCACUGUAGACAUCCGUAACGCGUAUGCCGUACCUCAUAACGAGAUCAGCGACACGGUGGCGCUGGACAUCGAGUACCAUCGCACCAUGGCGGAGCUGAGCCAGCGCGUCAACCCCAAGGAGACCAUCGUCGGCUGGUACUCUACCGGCUCUGGUGUGAGCCCCUUCGACGUUUUGAUUCACGACUUUUACACCAAGGAGGCGGGUCACCCCAUCCAUCUCACCAUCGACACCACCUUCCAGUCGCUCGCCGCUGGUGGUGCUUCCGGCCAACCAGGCGGCGCCACGUCAGCGGUGCGCGCGUACGUGUCGACGCCGCUGUUCAUCGGCGAGAAGCAGCUGGCGGCGGCGUUCCAGGAGAUUGAGGUGGACAUGAGGAUGGCUGAUGCGGAGAAAAUUGGAUUUGACAACCUUCGCAGGACGAGUGUGGAGCGCCUACCAGCGGACAUGGAGGGGCUGGAGGCGACCAUGGGCCGACUGCAGGGCAUGGUGGAUGGAGCGCUGGGUUAUGCGACUGAUGUGGUGGAGGGCAAGAUGGAGGCGGACAACGAGGUGGGGCGGGCACUGUGGGAUGCCGUGGCAGCAGUUCCGCGGAUCAGCUCAGAGGCCUUCGACCGGCUCUUCAACAACAGCGUGCAGGACGUGCUUUUGGUGCUGUACCUGGCCAACCUCACCCGCGCACAGCUGGCACUAGCAGACAAGCUCAACACAGCCGCCCAACAACUUUAG